Brassica oleracea var. oleracea is the source of this 822-nucleotide messenger RNA. Its product is annotated as DNA-directed RNA polymerase III subunit RPC9-like. Gene Ontology annotation, biological process: transcription initiation at RNA polymerase III promoter. The transcript is spliced from 4 exons. Bases 134 to 694 code for a protein of 186 amino acids. The record is from RefSeq and is a predicted model, not a curated record. Gene Ontology annotation, cellular component: RNA polymerase III complex. Lineage: Eukaryota; Viridiplantae; Streptophyta; Magnoliopsida; Brassicales; Brassicaceae. Gene Ontology annotation, molecular function: nucleotide binding.
GAGGGUUGUUGUUAUGGGCCCAUUGCAUAAACUAUUUAAGGCCUAACGGGCUCAGCCCAAAUAUUUUUUUUUCGUUUACUCAAAAACGAAGUCGUUUAGCAUUUUAUACACUAGUAAGAAGGAAACUGGUUUCAUGCACUUUGUAUCUUCGCUGGCGAGCAGACACGACCAGAACUAUAUUCCGACGAGCUUCUUAGAUCAUCAUAAGAACAGAAAGUACCUCUUCUCCCCGAUUACAUCUAAUAAAACAGUUAGAAUGAAGGCAAACGCAGGUACGCUUACAAACUUCGAAGUACUCGACUUGCUUAACUCGAGAGGUGCAUCAAAUGAUACUACAAGAGUCAUAGCUCCAAUCACUACAUUAGAAUACAAGGUAUAUGAUUACUUGAUGGAGACUCCUGCUUGCACACAAACACUAGAGAUCAUUACAAACUUCUCUGAUCAGUGCGAAGAUUUCAAACUUGCUAAAGCCGAGAUUCUCAAUAUCAUCAAUAUCAGGCCAUCAUCUACUGUUAACCUGGCCUCGAUCUUAGAGGAGCCCAGUGGACGGGGAAUCGAUAAAAAGGCAAAAGAGGGAAUACUAAAGCUCGUGGAGGCUUUGCUACCGUCGCCUCCUAUAGUGGAAGCUCGUGGAGAAAACGAGGAAGAGGAAACAGAGGAGGGUGAACAAUUGGCAACUGCAGUUUUGAGAUAAUUUUCUUUCUUUUUUGCUAUUUGUUUAAGCAUCACUUAACGUUGAGAGUUUAUAUGAAGUUUACUAGAUGCAUACUAUAUUGUUUAUUUUCAUUUCCAUAUAACAAUGUAGGAAAAUAUAAAUUCGUA